This is a messenger RNA of Paramecium sonneborni, 478 nucleotides long. The record is from the annotation of a GenBank genome assembly. Lineage: Eukaryota; Ciliophora; Oligohymenophorea; Peniculida; Parameciidae.
CCUAAACAUUAGUAAGAUAUUGUUCUAAUACUAUUAGUGCCUUUUUAAGUAACCUUUCCAUGUGUCUUUACAUUUCUUGUUGGAUGUCUCAAUAUUGUUAUUAAGUUCAUUAGAUAAACUAAAACUCUGAAGAGUUCAAAUUCGAUGACUAUUCAACCUACCUUGCACUAACCAUAAGCGGGGCAUCUCUAUUCAUACUUUCCUUCUUAUUCGGAUUGUUCAGAACAUGUAAUUAGAAUUCAGGCAUUUUCUGGGCUUAACUAUGUUGUCUUGUGUUUGGAUAGACACUCAUAACUGUUGGAAUGGGUUUUGGUUAGUCAUCAGAUGAUGUGGUAAUGAAUUAGAAAUAUUCUUUUAGUUUGGAAAAAUUGAUUUUACUUUUAAUUAUCCUGCAGCUGAAUUUGUUGCAAUUUGUGGAAUAUUUUUACAGGCAUUACAAAAUUGUUAUGAACAUAGUUUGGAUGUCGAAUCAAAAUGA